AUGUUUUUCAAUGGCCCUAACAAUGAACCUGUUCUUUGUAGAGCUUUUCCUACCUACCUCGACGGCGCUGCGCUACUUUGGUUUUCAAAAUUACCUGUAGGUUCGAUCUCUUCCUUUGAAGAACUGGUAAAGUCCUUUAUAGACUACUUCGCUGCAGCACGGAUAUACGUACACGGAUCAGAUUACCUCGGCACCAUCCGCCAAGGUCCCCAAGAAAGCUUGAAAGACUAUCUGACCAGAUUUGCAGAAGCAACAAUGGAAAUACCCGAUCUUGACCCCACCGUACACCUGCAUGCCCUAAAGGCCGGACUCCGACCCGGAAAAUUCAGAGAGACAAUCGCAGUAACUAAGCCGAAGACAUUGGAAGAAUUUCGAGAAAGAAUGGCAGGACAGAUGGAGAUUGAAGAACUCCGCGAAGCCGAAAAAAUGGAAAAAAGACAACCGAGGAGAGAGGAUGACAAGACCACAAGGUCGGUAAAUAUCAAAGACUCCAGAAAGCCCUUCAGACUGACCCCAAAAUUCGACAACUACACCAAAUUCAACACAAAUAGGGAGAAGAUAAUUAAAGAAAUCCUCAACGCUAAAAUCAUAAAACCACCAGCAAGGGCAGGAAACUACCAAGACCAGCGAUUUGUCGACAAAAGCAAACAAUGCGCUUUCCAUCAGAAGUAUGGACGUACAACUAACGAGUGCGUGAUAGCUAAAGAUCUGCUAGAAAGACUGGCUCGGCAAGGCCUCCUAGACAAAUACAUCGAAGGAAGAAAGCAUAAAGAAGGUAACAAGGACCGAGAAGAACGCCAUCAAGCUCCAGGGCACAAGGAGGACAACAAAUGGUCAAACAACACUCCACCAAAAAGUAUCAUAAACUGUAUAUCUGGAGGAUUCGCCAGGGGAGGUGAAACAACUUCGGCGUGA
Arachis ipaensis is the source of this 915-nucleotide messenger RNA. RefSeq lists its product as uncharacterized. Lineage: Eukaryota; Viridiplantae; Streptophyta; Magnoliopsida; Fabales; Fabaceae. The record is from RefSeq and is a predicted model, not a curated record.